Molecule: messenger RNA, 1440 nt
Organism: Cydia fagiglandana
Lineage: Eukaryota; Metazoa; Arthropoda; Insecta; Lepidoptera; Tortricidae
Product: GILT-like protein 1
Exons: 5
Coding region: 155-877 (240 amino acids)
Molecular function (GO): oxidoreductase activity, acting on a sulfur group of donors, disulfide as acceptor
Source: RefSeq, a predicted model, not a curated record
GCGGCGUUAUAACAACAUAUGACCACCAGUAAUUGUACUAUUCACUCGUGUUAUUUACACAAAUGGAGUAAAACUCAAUGUUACGUGAAUUUCAAGUGCUGAAAUUACAAAUAAGUCGGGCAGUUUGUGUGUGAAGCGUUGGUUUUUGGUGAAAAUGGAGUAUUUUUGGUGCAUCGUGCUUGUUUUGGUUUUCGGGAAUCUGGCUGAUGGAAUUAGAGGACCACAAAAGGUGCUUCUGUCGGUGUACUACGAGAGCCAGUGCGUAGACAGCAAGGUUUUCGUGCUGGAACAGCUGCGGCCCGCACUGCAACUAUUGGACAAACAUAUCAAGCUGCAACUCGUUCCGUUUGGGAAGUCGAGGAGUGUAAACUAUGGUGACGACGGGUUCGAGUGCCAGCAUGGUCCAUCGGAAUGCCUGGGCAACAUGGUGCAGGACUGCGCGCUGUAUCAGAUGAGGCACCAAUCCAACCUAGAGCAGCUCGCUUACGUAGCCUGUGAGAUGGAGAGUGAAGCGGGAUCCAGGGGAAGCUUGGAGUGUGUCCGAAGAGCUGGGCUACGGACGGAGCAGGUGGAAAACUGUUUGAACAGCAGACAAGGAACGGAGCUGCAGCUGGACUCCGAGUAUCUGACGCUGCUCAUGAAGCCCAAGUUCAUACCCACUAUCACCGUGGACUUGUUAUUCGACCAACACGUGCAAGACAACGCGCUGGUGGACCUGACGGAGACCCUUUGCGCAGAGCCGGUGCUCGAGAAAACUGCCGCCUGCGCACACUAUUACAAUACCUUGGCGUUGAAACAUCUGUCCUUGUACCCAUUCGAUGAUGAGGCAGAGAACAUACCGCUCUACAAGUAUCAGACGUACUUUUAUAUCGAUUAAAGCUAUGUUUUUGUGGAUCCAUGUCAUUUUAUUUGUAUUAAAAGUAGCUUCACUAGAACAACUCUCAAUAAAGGUAAGGUCUUUAGUAUAAUAAUAUCGUUUGUAGCUGUCUACUACGCGCAGUGUUUUAGAAAACUGCUGCCUGUUCCCACUAACACUGUGCAACACAUAGGUUCUUCUAUAACGAAAGUUCGACAAACCAGAGUAGCAGAAAUUACCCACUGCUCUACGAGUCUUCGUAUUGCUUUUUCUACUUAAUGCAACUAAAUACCCUCUUAUUCCUCGCGUUAUCCCGGCAUUUUGCCUCGUCUCAUGGGAGCCUGGGGUCCGCUUGACAACUAAUUCAAAGAAUUGACGUUAGGCACUAGUUUUUACGAAAAUGACUGCCAUAUAUAUCUGACCUUCCAACCCAGAGGGUAAACUAGGCCUUAUUGGGAUUAGUCCGGUUUCCUCACGAUGUUUUCCUUCACCGAAAAGCGACUGGUAAAUAUCAAAUGAUAUGGACAUAAGUCCGUACAUAAGUUCCAAAAACUCAUUAAUUGGUACGAGCCGGGGUUUUAACC